Molecule: messenger RNA, 2026 nt
Organism: Eupeodes corollae
Lineage: Eukaryota; Metazoa; Arthropoda; Insecta; Diptera; Syrphidae
Gene: qm
Product: terpene synthase
Exons: 8
Coding region: 208-1182 (324 amino acids)
Biological process (GO): isoprenoid biosynthetic process
Molecular function (GO): prenyltransferase activity
Source: RefSeq, a predicted model, not a curated record
AUUUUGACAACAAAGAACGAACAACCAGCCACGGAUUGGAUUGGCAAUUGGCAUUGGAUUGCAUUAAGCUAAAUCUUUAAGAAAAAGAUUUCAUUUUCUCAUUUUCCGGCCGACUGUUCACCGAAGAAAGUCUCUCCUCCAUUCAAGAAAACACCAAACACGAAUUCAAUCUCUCUCCAUCAUCACCAAGACCGAUAACAAGUUACUAUGGAAGAACUCAAUGAAAUUCUCGAUAUGUCCAAAGACAAAUCCACCCAAAAAGAACACGAUGAAAUCCUAUUACAGCCUUUUGUAUACAUUCAACAAAUUCCAGGCAAGCAGAUUCGAUCGAAACUCGCCCGUGCCUUUAAUCAUUGGCUGAACAUUCCUAUGGACAAGUUACACAUAAUUGGCGAAAUAGUUCAGAUGCUUCAUAAUUCCAGUUUGUUAAUUGAUGAUAUUGAAGACAAUUCAAUUCUUCGCAGAGGAAUACCAGUUGCCCAUUCGAUUUAUGGAGUUGCCAGUACCAUAAACGCAGCUAACUAUGUUAUAUUUCUAGCUAUGGAAAAAGUCCAAUUACUAAAUCAUCCAGAAGCAACAAAAGUUUGUACAGAACAACUUCUUGAAUUGCAUCGUGGCCAAGGAAUGGAAAUAUAUUGGCGAGAUAAUUUUACAUGCCCCACGGAGUCUGAUUAUAAAUUGAUGACAAUUCGCAAGACUGGAGGUUUAUUUAUGUUAGCCAUAAGACUCAUGCAACUUUUCAGUACAAACAAAAGCGACUUUACUAAACUAACCGCCAUACUUGGACUGUAUUUCCAAAUAAGAGAUGACUAUUGUAAUCUUAGUAUGAAGGAGUAUUCUGAAAAUAAAAGUUUUUGUGAAGAUCUAACCGAGGGUAAAUUUAGUUUUCCUAUCAUUCAUGCCGUCCAGAAUCAAGGAAGUGAUAAGCAGGUCUUACACAUUUUGAGACAGAGAACUCGUGAUGUUGAAGUGAAAAAGUAUUGUAUAACUUUGCUUGAAAAACUUGGAAGUUUCAAGUAUACAACUGAUAUAUUGGAGACAUUGGACAAGCAAGCAAGAGAAGAAACUGCAAAGUUCGGGCCUAAUCCUAUAAUGGAAACACUUCUUGAUGAAUUGCUUUCAUGGAAAACAGCUGAAAACCUGGAACCAGCGAGUUCAACAAGUGAAGCUCCAAAACUGUAAUAGUUGCAACAAAUAAACUCGACUAAAGAAAAAUCGUUCAUAUGUUCAUAAACGAGAUUACAUUCAUUAAAUCAAGAAAUAAAAAUGUUCCAACUUAAUCUUAAGGAUUUUGACUUUAUAUAAUUUAAGACUCUCCGAUUGAGCAUUAAUUUGAAAUUAAAUGGGCAUUAAAAAAAAGGUAUGAGAUUAAUGAAAGAUCGAGGAAUUGCAAAAAAAAAAAGAAAUAAAUAAAAUCAAGCACUAUUUAAACGUCUCUAGAUAGAUUAAAAAAAACACACACACAACUCUAGUGGAAAGGACUUUCCGACAUUGUUAGGUACCUAUUAACUAAAAAUUAUUUUUGUACUUACAUUUACUAUAAUAUUAAUAAUAAUGAUGCAAACUAGAAACUCGUAUUAUACUUAUCUACACAAUAUUACUAUAUUCUACUUCGUACGUUGUAUGUCUUUAAUUUUUAAGUUAAAAAAAAUCAAUGUGAAAUUUUUUAAUUGUUCUAUGUUGUAAUUUAAUGUUAAUAUAAUUAAUAAUAAUGUUCCGACUUUAAAGAAUUUUAUGUGCUUUGUUUAUAUUCAUUGUCUUUUAUUUUUUAUUUGUAUACAUUUUUUUUUAAUAAUUUUUUUUUUAUUAGUUUUGAAAAAUUAAACAAAACAAAAAUAUUGCUUAAACAAAAUUUACUUUUAAUGCUAAUGCUAGCAACCAAAUAUUCACAUAAACUGAAAUAAAACAAAACACAUAGUUCCAUUGUUUGAUUGUAUAGAAACACAAAAUAAGAACUGUUAUUGAAUUUUUGCACUUUUGUAAGCUGAAGGUUAAAUAAAUAUACAAAAAAAUCGUUAUAAUUAAA